UCUCUCUCACUCCCUCUUUCCAUCUCAAGAAGCACUCCUGUUUUUAUAAAUUUGUGAUCUGUCUCUCUCCUUAACCCUCACCCUACCUCCUUAUCCCGCACUCCAUCUCUUACCUUGUGCUAACCUUUUCAUGGUAGCGAACCCGAUCUUGAAACCAAAUAGUAGAGAAGAAGACGACGGAGGAGAGGUGAAGGCUAAACCGGUAAAAAAAGAUCCCCACUUUCCCAUUUCUUUUACCAUCCAUUAGCAAUUUACAGUUUGUGAUUAGCUGUGAGAGCGAUAAAGUUCAUGGAGGUUUUGGUGGGACCCACUUUUAGCAUCGGCGGCGAUGUUUCCUCAAAUGGGUCGUCGUUCGUUGUGCCUCCACCACUGCAGGAGAAGCACCAGGUGGGAAUGGCCCCGCCGUUCUUGUUCUUGAAAGAGGAAGAUGGUGAUGGUGAUGAGAGUCCGAUCUCGAGCCGGGGCGGGUCGGGUAUACACACGGAUGAUUUAUCUGAGAGUUCUUCGUCAAUCGGAGCUCCGGAUGACAGUGAAGAAGAAGAAGAAGACGACGAUGACGACGAAGAUGGUGUCGUUUCUUCGAAAAAGAGCAACGUUUUGGGCACUUUGAAUUCUUUAGAAGAUGCUCUUCCUAUCAAGAGGGGAUUAUCGAAUCAUUUUUCAGGGAAAUCAAAGUCAUUCACAAAUUUAUCAGAAGUGAAUACAGUAAACACAGUGAAGGAAUUGGAGAAGCCAGAGAAUCCAUUUAACAAAAGGAGGAGAAUUUUAAUGGCAAAUAAAUGGUCAAGGAAAUCUUUUUACAGUUGGUCAAAUCCAAAAUCCAUGCCUCUCCUCGCUCUGCAUGAAGAUGAAGAUGAAGAUGACGACGACGACCCAAGAUUAAGAGCAGCACAAGCACAAGAUCAAGAAAACAAGGAAAACCCAUCAAGUGAAGCACUUGCACAAGGAAUCAUAGUAAGAAAAUUGCAUGAGAGGAGGUUUGCUAAGUUUGGUAUGAAGUCUCAAAGUUGCUUCUCCCUUUCAGAUCUGCAAGAAGAUGAAGAAGAUGAUGAUGCAUAACCCCCAACAACUAUUUAUUUUAUUUUUACCUUAAUUUAGUUUAGCUUUCAUUUGUUUUCUUCUCCGAUUUACAGAGUUUUUAAUAAAAAAACUAAUAUAUCUUCAAUGCUUUUUUUUCCUUCAUUUUUUCGAUAGGAGAAGAUAAUGCAAGAUGGAUAAAUUUUUGUCAUUGGACAGUAUGCUUGACUUGUUAAAGACAUGAUUAACCUUGCACUAUUGGGUUUUUGAGCCCUUUGGAUAAGGAUAACGGUGACUUUUCACCCAUUUGGAUGACCUGUAGGUAGCCAACUUUAUCUUUAUCCAUCCAGCUUUAGGGCAUGUUAGGAGAGGAGGGAUCUGUCCAGAUUGAUUUUCUGUAAAAAAAAAAAUACAUUUUGUGGGGAUUUUUCUGUAUUAAGCUGUUAAAUAAAUGAAGUGUGCGUGACAACU
Messenger RNA from Populus euphratica (Euphrates poplar), 1488 nucleotides. Its product is annotated as stress response NST1-like protein. NCBI's taxonomy places the organism in Eukaryota, Viridiplantae, Streptophyta, Magnoliopsida, Malpighiales, Salicaceae. The record is from RefSeq and is a predicted model, not a curated record. The coding region runs from base 289 to 1059 and encodes 256 amino acids. The transcript has 2 exons.